GACGGCGUUCUGCGGACGCGCGAAGCGAAAGCUCCCUUCCUUCGCUUGCAGCGCCCGAGGCGAGGAAGAUGCGCGCAGGCGCAUUUCUUCCCCUGCGCGGAGGCCAAAGGCGCUCGAGAGUUUUCACUUUUCCGGGGAAGCUCACUUGACGCGGCUCCCGCGACUCGGAGUUUCUCCGCCCCGCUGCGCCGCCCCAAGCACCCCCUGCCUGCCUCUCCUGCCGGCAGCCUCUGCCUGGCUUUAACUCCUGUUGGCAAAGCCGAGGAUGCCAAGCAGGGGUCGCGUGCUUGUGCUGGCGGUUCUGCUCGCUGCGUGCAGGGGCGGCUUGCCGCUCGGCUCCGGCUUCCCGCGCCCCGCCGGAGCAGCGGUGCACACCUUGCGGGGCAGCUGGCGGGUGAACAACGCGAACGGCUCGCUGGCUCUGAAAGCCGAGGUCCCGGGCUGCGCGCACACCGCGUUGCUCCGAGAGGGUCUCAUCCAGGAUCCUUACUAUAGAUUUAAUGAUCUGGUCUAUAGAUGGAUCUCCUUGGAUAACUGGACAUACAGCAGAACAUUCAAAGCUCCUUUUGAUAUCAGCAUGUGGCAAAAAGUGAGUUUGGUUUUUGAGGGGGUAGACACAGUAGCACAGAUAGUGGUCAAUAACAUAACUGUUGGAAAGACGGAUAAUAUGUUCCAGAGAUAUAACUUCGAUGUUACUGAUGUGAUCAAGGAGAUCAACACAAUCCAAGUUCAUUUUUUAUCUGCUAUUUGGUAUGCUGCACAACAAAGUAAAAUUCACCAAGCAUACAGGGUACCUCCAGAAUGUCCCCCACCUGUGCAGAAAGGAGAAUGCCACGUGAAUUUCAUCAGAAAGGAGCAGUGUUCAUUUAGCUGGGAUUGGGGCCCCUCUUUCCCCACUCAGGGAAUUUGGAAGGAUGUUAGAAUUGAAGCAUAUAGUCUUUAUCAUCUUGUCUACUUCUCUGUGAUUCCUGUCUAUGAGCGAAACACUCAUCAGUGGCAUCUUCAGAUAGAGUCGGGGUUUGAUGUUGUCAGCAAAAAGCCAAUUGCUGGAUUUGUGGCUGUGAACAUUCCUGAGCUGAGGACCCAGGAGGUGUUCACUGUGCAACUUCUUCCUGGAGAAGGCAGUAUUGCACUGCUUGUAAAUAUCAGUAAGAGUGUGCCAGUGGAACUUUGGUGGCCGUUUGGACAUGGAAACCAGACUGGAUACAACAUGACAGCAGUGUUCGUUAUGCAGGGAGGAUACAAGAUCACAAAACCUUGGAAGGUUUAUUUUCGAACAGUAGAACUGGUAGAGGAACCCAUUCCUGGCUCGCCUGGUUUGAGUUUUUAUUUCAGAAUAAAUGGACUGCCCAUUUUUAUGAAAGGUUCCAACUGGAUUCCGGCUGAUUCUUUUCCUGACAAAGUGAGCUCUAAAAUGUUACGGCUCUUCUUGCAGUCAACGGUUGAUGCCAAUAUGAAUAUACUUCGAGUUUGGGGAGGAGGCAUAUAUGAGCAAGAUGAAUUCUAUGAGAUCUGUGAUGAACUAGGAAUCAUGAUUUGGCAAGACUUUAUGUUUGCGUGUGCCCUUUAUCCAACCAACCAGCACUACUUAGACUCAAUAAGAGCAGAAAUUACUCAUCAGGUAAAGCGACUGAAAUAUCACCCGUCCAUCAUUUUAUGGAGCGGGAACAAUGAAAAUGAAGCUGCACUUUCCACCAACUGGUUCUCCAUUCCAAGUGCACAGAUGAACCUUUAUUUCAAAGAUUAUGUGAUACUUUAUGUGAAUAAUAUCCGAGAAAUUGUUUUUGCUGAAGAUCAGAGCCGUCCUUUUAUUGCCUCAAGCCCUACCAACGGAUUGGAGUCAAUCAAGGAAGGCUGGCUGGCUCGUAACCCUUACGAUACCCAUUAUGGAGAUACCCAUUACUACAAUUACCUGAAUGACUGCUGGAACUGGACCACGUAUCCCAGGGCUCGAUUUGCCUCUGAAUAUGGCUUUCAGUCAUGGCCUUCCUUCAGCACCUUGGCACAGGUGUCUGUUGAGGAAGAUUGGUCUUAUAAAAGUAAUUUCUCCCUGCACCGACAGCAUCAUGCUGGAGGUAAUGACGAAAUGCUUCAGCAGGCUGGGCUUCACUUUAAAUUGCCUCAGGUAGUAAAUCCAGUUGAGAACUUCAAACAGACAAUCUAUCUCACUCAGAUCAUGCAGGCUCAGUGUGUAAAAACUGAAACUGAAUUCUAUCGUCGCAGCCAAAGUGAGAUAGUCAACGGGGAGGGACGGACCAUGGGUGCGCUUUUUUGGCAACUCAAUGAUAUCUGGCAAGGCCCUUCCUGGGCUUCUCUAGAAUACGGUGGCAAAUGGAAGAUGCUUCAUUACUUUGCCAAACAUUUCUUUGCUCCUUUGCUGCCUGUGGCACAUGAGAAGGAAGAUGUUUUCUACAUUUAUGGAGUCUCCGAUUUUCAUUCCGACUACAACCUGGCCCUCAAAAUAAUUUUGUAUGAUUGGAGCAGGAUGGAGCCAGCGUGUACUUUGGUGAAGGACAAUGUGAUUGUUAAGGCAGGAAGUGCAGUUCCCAUUUAUAAGGAGCCCAUCAAUGCUCUUUUGAAAAGAUGUGGAAAUUGUACUAGGCAAAGCUGCAUCAUCACCUUUUACCUCGAGGCUGAAGAUGAAGUCUCCAGUCCAAUUAAUUAUCACUUCCUGUCUUCAUUGAAGAAUGCAAAAGGAUUAAAGAACCCACACAUUCAUGCUUCUGUUUCUCAAGAAGGAGAUCAUUUUCAGCUUGUCCUGGAAGCCACAGCCAUUGCUCCUUUUGUUUGGUUGGAUGUUGGGAACAUCCCAGGAAGGUUCAGUGACAAUGGCUUUCUUCUCACAGAGAAGCAGAAACUCAUAUUCUUUUACCCUUGGGAGACCACUAGCGUCAAGGAGCUGGAGAAGUCACUCAGCUUAAUAUCGCUGACAGAUAUUUCCUGAGGAAAACUCUGCAAGAAUGG
This is a messenger RNA of Python bivittatus (Burmese python), 2964 nucleotides long. It is a transcript of the gene MANBA, whose product is annotated as mannosidase beta. Gene Ontology annotation, biological process: glycoprotein catabolic process; carbohydrate metabolic process. Gene Ontology annotation, molecular function: beta-mannosidase activity. NCBI's taxonomy places the organism in Eukaryota, Metazoa, Chordata, Lepidosauria, Squamata, Pythonidae. The record is from RefSeq and is a predicted model, not a curated record.